Molecule: messenger RNA, 3519 nt
Organism: Lampris incognitus (smalleye Pacific opah)
Lineage: Eukaryota; Metazoa; Chordata; Actinopteri; Lampriformes; Lampridae
Gene: vldlr
Product: very low density lipoprotein receptor
Exons: 23
Coding region: 1-3519 (1172 amino acids)
Biological process (GO): potassium ion transport; transmembrane transport
Cellular component (GO): voltage-gated potassium channel complex; plasma membrane
Molecular function (GO): voltage-gated potassium channel activity; calcium ion binding; apolipoprotein binding
Source: RefSeq, a predicted model, not a curated record
AUGAACUCCCAGGAACUUAACACUGCUGACUCUCUCCACAGCCAUACCAUUGAUGGCCAGAAGGCCGGCUGCGUCUUGUUAACGCGUCAACGGGGAGGAGGACGAGACGACGACGCCGCCGAGCAGUCAGCGUCCCAGCCAUGGUCGCGUCGGUGUCUGCGGGGGUCGCCCUGCUCGUAUGUCUCCAGUGCUGCACGGGUCUGCUCGGAACUAAGACGGACUGUGAGCCCAGUCAGUUCCGGUGUGGUAAACGGCCGCUGUAUCCCGUCUGUCUGGCAGUGUGAUGGAGACGAGGACUGCUCUGACGGCAGCGAUGAGAACUCCUGCGUGAAGAAGACGUGUGCGGCCGUUGACUUUGUGUGUCAGAACGGUCAGUGUGUCCCAAAGCGGUGGCACUGUGACGGAGAGCCUGACUGCGAGGACGGGUCCGACGAGAGCGUGGAAAUCUGCCACAUGAGGACGUGUCGUGUGAACGAGUUCAGCUGCGGAGCGGGCUCCAACCAGUGCAUCCCCGUCUUCUGGAAGUGUGACGGGGAGAGGGACUGUGACAACGAAGAGGACGAGGUCAACUGUGGUAACAUCACCUGCGCGCCGAAUGAGUUCACGUGCGCCAGUGGACGCUGCAUCUCGCGAAACUUUGUGUGCAACGGCGAGGACGACUGCGGCGACGGCUCGGACGAGGUGGAGUGUACGCCCUCCUCCUGCGGCCCCAGCGAGUUCCGGUGUGGGAACGCCUCCUGCAUUCCCAUGAGCUGGGUGUGCGACGACGAUGUGGACUGCCAGGACCAGUCGGACGAGUCUCCGUCUCACUGUGGCCGUCAUCCCACGCCGCCGGCCAAGUGUUCGUCCAGCGAGAUGCAGUGUAGCUCUGGCGAGUGCAUCCACAAGAAGUGGAGGUGUGACGGAGACUCCGACUGCAAGGACGGCAGCGACGAGGCCAACUGUCCUGUGCGCACCUGUGCAGCGGAUCAGUUCAAGUGUGACGACAACAGCUGCGUCCCCGGCAGCAAACAGUGCAACGGCCUCCGGGAGUGUGCCGACGGCUCGGACGAAGCCAACUGUCGAAACAUGACUCAGUGCAACGGGCCAGACAAGUUCAAGUGCCGCAGCGGCGACUGCAUAGAGAUGAGCAAGGUGUGCAACAAGGCCAGAGACUGCCCCGACUGGAGCGACGAGCCAAUCAAGGAGUGCAAUCUGAACGAGUGUCUUAUGAACAAUGGCGGCUGCUCCCACAUCUGCAGAGACAGGGUGAUUGGCUUCGAGUGUGACUGCACACCGGGGCUCCAGCUCAUAGACCACAAGACCUGCGGAGACAUCAACGAGUGUCUGAACCCCGGCAUCUGUAGUCAGAUCUGUAUCAACCUGAAGGGCGGCUACAAGUGCGAGUGCCACAACGGCUACCAAAUGGAUCCCACCUCUGGAGUCUGCAAAGCAGUAGGUAAGGAGCCCUCUCUGAUUUUCACCAACCGCCGUGACAUCCGUCGCCUGGGUCUCGAGAGGAAGGAGUACACCCAGAUAGUGGAGCAGCAGAGGAACACUGUGGCCCUGGAUGCCGACUUCAACCAGCAGCUGAUUUUCUGGGCCGACCUGGGACACAAAGCAAUAUAUAGCACCGUGCUUGACAGACGGGGCGACGUGGGCGCCCACACCAAGGUGAUCGAUAACGUGCAGACCCCCGUGGGCGUCGCCGUCGACUGGAUCUACAAGAACCUUUAUUGGUCGGACCUCGGCACCAAGACCAUCGCCGUGGCCAAUUUCAACGGGACGAAGCAGAAAGUCUUGUUCGACAGUGGGCUGAAGGAGCCGGCCUCCAUCGCAGUGGAUCCUCUGUCCGGGUUCCUUUACUGGUCGGACUGGGGUGAACCUGCCAAGAUUGAGAAGUCUGGUAUGAACGGCGUGAACAGACAGGUUUUGGUGGAGACGGACAUCCAGUGGCCCAAUGGAAUAACCCUGGACCUCAUCAAAGGGAGGCUGUACUGGGUCGACUCCAAGCUGCACAUGCUGUGUAGCGUCGACCUGAACGGAGACAACAGGAGGAAAGUCUUGCAGUCGGCGGAGUUCCUGGCUCACCCCUUCGCCCUCACUGUGUUUGAGGACAGAGUGUUCUGGACGGACGGGGAGAACGAGGCGAUCUACGGCGCCAACAAGUUCACCGGUAGCGACGUGGUGACGCUGGCCAGCAACCUGAACGACCCGCAGGACAUCAUCGUCUACCACGAGCUCAUCCAGCUGUCCGGUCCUAACUGGUGUGCUGAGAAGGGGGACAACGGCGGCUGCAGCUACAUGUGUCUUCCUGCCCCUCAGAUCAACAAACACUCCCCUAAGUACACCUGUGUCUGCCCCAGGGGGCAGGAACUGGAUGCUGAUGGACUGCACUGCAGACCCGGACCGGUGGUUGUGGAUCAAAGAGAGUUGUGUCCACGGAACUUUCUGGAGGAAAUCAACUACUGGGGCGUCCGAAUCAAGGACAGCCGGCGCUGCUGUCGCAUCUCCUUCGAAGAGAGACAGGAUGAGCUCAAUGAGCAGCUGAAGAUACAGAGAGACCUGGAGGUGGAGGUGGAGGAGAACGCGGAGCUGUUUCGCGGCAUGGCUCUCGGACCCGCCAGGAGGAGGAUCUGGAAUAUGAUGGAGAAGCCGUUCUCCUCAGUCACAGCCAAGCUGAUGGCGGUCGCGUCGUCCUUCUUCGUGCUCGUCUCUGUGGUCGCCAUGACGCUAAACACCGUGGAGGAGAUGCAGUAUAAGAAACCAUCGGGUGAGCUCAGUGGCAGAAGUUAUGGCGAAUACGUGGAGACCUUCUGCAUCUCCUUCUUCACCACGGAAUACCUGCUCCGCCUGGUGUCCACCCCAGACCUGAGGCGUUUUGGACGCAGCAUGCUGAACACCGUCGAUCUGAUCGCCAUCCUGCCACUCUACCUCCACAUGAUCCUGGAGUGUUUCGAGGACAAUGACACAAACCGACACGCGGGAGACAUCGAGACAGUGGCCCGUGUCGGCAAGGUGGGUCAGAUUUUGAGGAUCAUGCGGUUGAUGCGUAUCUUCAGGAUUCUGAAAUUGGCUCGUCACUCCACGGGUCUGCGGGCCUUCGGGUUCACGUUGAGGCAAUGCUACCAACAGGUGGGCUGUUUACUCUUGUUUAUCGCCAUGGGCGUAAUCAUGUUUUCAGCCAUGGUGUACACAGUGGAGCACGAUGUCCACAACACCAACUUCACCUCCAUCCCACAUGCCUGGUGGUGGGCCACUGCGAGUAUUUCCACAGUGGGCUAUGGCGACAUGUUCCCUGAGACCAACCUGGGUCGUGUCUUCGCCUUUGCCUGCAUCUCUUUUGGUGUGAUCCUGAACGGCAUGCCCAUCUCCAUCCUCUACAACAAGUUCUCCGACUACUACGCCAAGCUCAAGUCUCACGAGUACACGGCGGUCAUCAAGGCCCGUGGGAAGGUUCACUUCGCCGGGAGGGCUGCCAAGAAGUUCAGCAAGUGCUGCGAGGACGUGGUCAACCCAAGGCCUUCCCCACCCCAGUGA